AAAAAUUUGAAGUUAAAAAAAAACGUGUGAUUUGCAUGUGAUACUGUGAUAGUGUGAAAGAAAAACCUAGAAACCCGACCGAAUUGGGUCGGAAUAAAGUGAACAAGAUGGUUUCGCAGAAACUAGCACUGAACAAUGAUAUUGUUUUAAUGAGACACCUUAUACGACAAGUUAAAGUACACAUUUUUCAUAAACUUACAAAAAAUGUAAAAAAUUUACGAAAUAAGAAAGGUAAUGAAAGUUUAAAGCAAAAAUUCGAAAAGAAAGCAGAAAGAUUAGUUGAAGAAUUGUUAGCUUUGAAGAAAUUCGACAAUGAUCUCAUUUCUAAAGAUAUUUUAUUAGAAAAGCGUACAGCGAAUAUUAUUCUCAGCGAUAUUAAUUCUACAAUCAAAGAUCGUGUUUUAGCUAAAGUUAUGACAUUUAGUAAAGUGUCUGAAAAAAUUAAGGAAAUUCGUGAAAAAUAUCCUGAAUCAUUGAUUAUUGAAUUUGUGAAAAGUAAUAAAAAUCGUAAUAAAAAAAAUAAAAAAAUCAAUAAAAGUAAUGAGAAAAGUUCGAAAAAGAAGGAAGAUGAAGGAGUUUUGAAUAAUUCAAAGAAAAGGAAGAUAGAAAUAGAUGAAGAAAAAGAAACACUAACAGAGAAAGAUGAAGAAGUGGUUUCGAAUAAAUCGAAGAAAAAGAAAUUAAAAAGUGAGGAAGCUCAGGAAGGUGUUAAAUCAAAGAAAAAAGAAAAAAAUAUUUCAAACAAAUUAAAUAGAAAAGAAAAAACGAAUAUAGAAAGUGAUGAAAAUGCCUCUGGCGAUGAAAUAAAAGAAAAUGAUAACUCGGAAACUUUAGAUCCAUUCUUUUUAAUGUCAAACAAAGACGAAGAGAAAGAGAUAGACGAAGAAAUGAUUUCGAAUAAAUCAAAGAAAAAGAAAUUGACAAAACAAGGUAAAAAAGAAAUAGUUAAAUCAAAGAAAAAAGAAGGAGAUGAAAAAAUAAAUUCAAAGAAAAAGAAAGAAAAUACGGAAACCCAAAAUGAGAGAGAAAAUGCCUCUAAUGGUGAAAUAAAAGAAAAUAACUCGGAAACUUUAGAUUCAUUCUUUUUAAUGUCAAACGAAGAUAAAGAAAUGGUUUCGAAUAAAUCGAAGAAAGAGAAAUUGGUAAAGAAAGGAAAAAUAGAAAUCGUUAAAUCAAAGAAAAAAGAAAGAGAUGAAAAAAUAAAUUCAAAACAAUUAAAGAAGAAGAAAGAAAAUACGGAAAUCCAAAAUGAGAGAGAAAAUGUCUCUAGUGAUGAAGUAAAAGAAAAUGGAGAAUCAGAAAUAGAAGAAAGUUUUAAUACAUCAUUUAAUGGACAACAUGAGAGAGAUGAUAAAACAAUUUCGAAUAAAUCAAAGAAAAAGAAAGAAAAGGAGAAAAAACAAAGGGACAAAGAGGAUGUUUUUAAAGAUGAAAUUAAAAUUAAUAAAAAACCUAAAGAAAAUAAACAAAUUAUGGAAAAAACUGUUGAUCCAUUCUUUUUAAUGUCAAACGGUCAAGAUGAAUAUUUAAGUAUCGUUCAAACGACACCAGACGAUAGUACUGUCAAACAACAGAAUCGUACGUACACGGAUAAUUUAAAUCGUAAGCAACGAAGACAAUUACAAAAGAAUGGUGGAAAAGUUACGAAGAGACAAUUUUACGAUAAGAUUUCAACAAAUCGAUCUAGUUUUAUGAAUAUUGAUACGACGAAUAAUAAAUUUUCUAAAGAGAGUAGUAAUAAACCAGUAAAUGUACAAAAACAUUCAAUAAUAGAUGAAGUACAAAAUUUACAUCCAUCAUGGCAAGCGAAACUUGUACAGAAACCAUCAGUUGUUCAAUUUCAGGGUAAAAAAAUUGUAUUUGAUGAG
This is a messenger RNA of Chrysoperla carnea, 1868 nucleotides long. Its product is annotated as serum response factor-binding protein 1-like. The annotation marks the transcript as partial. Lineage: Eukaryota; Metazoa; Arthropoda; Insecta; Neuroptera; Chrysopidae. The record is from RefSeq and is a predicted model, not a curated record. Gene Ontology annotation, cellular component: 90S preribosome; nucleus. The transcript has 2 exons. Gene Ontology annotation, biological process: maturation of SSU-rRNA.